Messenger RNA from Torulaspora delbrueckii, 4581 nucleotides. It is a transcript of the gene GDB1, whose product is annotated as bifunctional 4-alpha-glucanotransferase/amylo-alpha-1,6-glucosidase. Bases 1 to 4581 code for a protein of 1526 amino acids. Gene Ontology annotation, molecular function: amylo-alpha-1,6-glucosidase activity; 4-alpha-glucanotransferase activity. Gene Ontology annotation, biological process: glycogen catabolic process; glycogen biosynthetic process. The transcript has a single exon. The record is from RefSeq and is a predicted model, not a curated record. Lineage: Eukaryota; Fungi; Ascomycota; Saccharomycetes; Saccharomycetales; Saccharomycetaceae.
AUGGAUCGAACGGUGCUUCUAAGGUUGAGCGACUCGGGCGAGCCGCUCGUUAGUUGCGCGUACGGUAAAGGUGUGCUUACUUUACCUUCGCUUCCACUUCCAAAAGACUGGUCAUUGAAGUCGCCAUUGUUUACUGUGAGACUAUUGGUUGGGGCAGGUUCUCCAGUGGCUAGAGAUGGGCUUGUUUGGCACAAUUGUCCGCCAGAUGCUGGCACUGGCUUUGACAGAAACCGUUUUUACAAGCGUAGGAUCUCUACGAGCUUCCAUCGAGAUGACAUGAUCGAUUUACCAGUUUAUAGUCCGGGUCCAUACUGUUUCUAUCUAUCCUUCAGAAAUGAGCAUGAAGUUCUCGAGACUACACGCAAGUUUUACUUUGUGGUGCCCCCAACCUUACAAAUAAAUGGUCAUUCCAUGCAAUUAGACUCUAUUGCCUUGCAAAGUGUUAUUUCCAAGUGGAUGGGUUCCGAUUGGGAUAAGGUAUUUGCAAGAAUUGCUGCGAAGGGCUAUAAUAUGAUUCAUUUCACUCCUUUGCAAGAGCGUGGAGAGUCCAAUUCGCCUUAUUCAAUUAAAGAUCAGCUCAAAUUCGAUCCAGACUACUUCCAGGAUGAGGAGCAAGUUCAUAGAAUGGUCAGUGGGUUGCAAAAGAAGUACAACAUGCUUUCCCUAACAGAUAUUGUUUUUAAUCACACAGCAAAUAACUCACCUUGGCUCUUGGAACAUCCAGAUGCUGGUUACAGCGCCGAGACUGCUCCACAUCUGACAGCUGCUAUCGAACUGGACCGCCAAUUGCUGGAGUUCAGCAGCAAUUUGAAGAGACUUGGAUACCCCGUUGAUUUGAAAAAUACCGAUGAUCUGUUCAAGGUUAUGGAUGGUAUCAAAGUGCACGUAUUGGGCUCUCUAAAGCUGUGGGAAUUCUACGUGGUGGAUGUGCCAGGCACUGUAGACAGCGUUAAAAAGUUGUGGGAUGAUGCUAGCAGUGAAGAAAGUCCUUUAGAGGUCCCUAGCGAUAUAGUGAAAGACAAUUUCGUCCAGAUCGCGGAGUUCGUGCGCGCACAUGCUACUGCCGAAGAAUUUGGAGGACUUGCAGGACGUAAUGGUAAUCAAAUCGAUACAAAAAGAUUUAUCAAAGUUUUGAAAAACCUAUACGGUGAGUCCUUCGAGAAUGAGAUCCUUGAUCAUGCGCACAAGAUCCUAGACGAAGUGAAUUUACCGCUCUAUCAGAGUUACGACGACGAUGUGAGCGAGAUCCUCGAGCAACUAUUCAACCGUAUCAAGUAUCUAAGAAUUGACGACCAUGGGCCAAAACAGGGGCCAAUCACAGAUAAGCUGCCAUUGACAGAGCCAUAUUUCACCAGGUUUAGAGCGAAUGAUGGCCGGGAAUAUGCGCUGGCAAACAAUGGUUGGAUAUGGAACGGUAACCCUUUGGUCGAUUUUGCCUCGAAUAAGUCGAGAGCUUACUUGCGUAGAGAAGUGAUUGUAUGGGGAGACUGUGUCAAGUUGAGAUACGGUAGAGGUCCACAGGAUUCACCUUACCUAUGGGAAAGAAUAUCCAAGUAUGUGAAAAUAAAUGCUAAAAUAUUCGAUGGCUUCAGAAUCGAUAAUUGUCACUCGACGCCUUUGCAUGUGGCAGAGUAUUUUUUAGAUCUCGCAAGAAGCGUUAAUCCAAAUCUUUAUGUCGUCGCAGAACUGUUCUCCGGUUCCGAAACGAUGGAUUGCCUAUUUGUUGAAAGACUAGGUAUCUCGUCCCUAAUCAGAGAGGCCAUGCAAGCUUGGUCUGUCGAUGAGCUUAGCCGCCUUAUCCACAAGCACGGUGGUAGGCCCAUUGGUUCUUACAAAUUUCUUCCCCUUGAUAACUUCCCAUUUCCUGCGGAUCUAGAGACCAAUCAAAAUUUCCAUGAGCCACGGAGUGGCUACAUUAGUUCAGCAUCCGAAAUCCUGAUCCCCAAGAUUUUGACAGCAGCUCCUCCACAUGCUCUAUUCAUGGAUUGUACUCAUGACAACGAGACUCCUUAUCAAAAGAGAACGGUCGAGGAUACUUUACCAAACGCAGCACUAGUCGCGUUGUGCUCGAGUGCGAUUGGUUCUGUCUAUGGUUACGACGAAAUCUUCCCAGAACUACUAGAUCUGGUUCAAGAGAAGAGGGUUUAUGAUGUUAAAGAUGGUAAUGGCAUAGGCGAGGUCAAAUCAAAGUUGAACGGUAUUCGAGCGGAAAUUAGUCAAUUGGGCUCUGAUAUUGAGGAUGCAGAAAUGCACGUUCACCAUGCUGGUCAAUAUAUUACUUUCCAUCGUACAGAUGCAAAAACAGGUAGCGGUUGGUAUCUGGUUGCUAGAACGAAAUUUGAUGAAGGUGGAGAAGAACAACCUUUACCUCAACUACAACUGUCUCAGACCGCUUGCAAAUUCCAAUUUGCGUACUCUUUGAAAAAGAAUGGUGAAGUUCCCCACGAUGAAAAGCUGCUCAAAGGUAUUCCAACCAAGUUGGUCGAGAUAAAGGCUGUUCAGACUGACUUUGACAGCGCUAAGAAGAUAUCAAUCAUCACUGUAAAUGAAGCAUUUCCCCAGGGUUCGAUUGCCAUCUUCAAAACCCAGCAGUUAGGUGUUGAUGAGAGUCUGGACCAAUUUAUCAGGUCCCAGGCAUUAAAAGCCACAGCAAACGUCGACCUGGAUUCUCUGAAUUCAAUUUUGUAUCGUUCAGAACCAGAGGAAUAUGACAGCUCUGCUGGUCGUAAUGGAGCAUAUGAUAUACCGAACUAUGGCAAACUUGUCUAUUGUGGUUUGCAAGGCUGGGUGUCUGUCUUACAUCCGAUCAUUUUCUCUAAUGACUUAGCCCACCCAUUGAGCGAGAAUUUACGUAAUGGACCUUGGGCCUUCGAUUAUAUCAUCAACAGGCUGGGCUCGUAUAGAGAUGGAGCAGGUGUAACUGACGUUCAAACGUGGUUGCGUGACAGAUUUGACAGAAUCAGGGAUAUUCCGCAUUAUCUCGCUCCAAGCUACUUCGCACUGGUGAUUGGACUACUUUAUGGUUGUUGCCGAUUCCGUGCCAUGCAGUUGAUGUCUGCCAACAUAGGGAAAUCAACAUUGUUUGUUCAGAGUUUGUCAAUGACUUCUAUUCAAAUGGUGUCGCGGAUGAGAUCGACCUCUAUCCUACCGAAGGAAAACGUUCCUGCAAUGGCGGCUGGCUUACCGCAUUUCAGCACUGAUUAUAUGAGAUGUUGGGGUAGAGAUGUGUUCAUAUCGUUGAGGGGUUUGCUACUGACAACCGGAAGAUUUGAUGAAGCGAAAUCUCAUAUUCUUGCAUUUGCUAAGACUUUGAAGCAUGGUUUGAUUCCCAACUUACUCGACGCAGGAAGAAACCCAAGGUAUAACGCUCGUGAUGCUGCAUGGUUUUUCUUCCAAGCAAUCCAGGAUUAUGUCGAUAUAGUACCCAGUGGAGAGUCAAUUUUAAAGGAAAAAGUCACUAGACGUUUCCCGCUAGACGACACAUACAUAACUUUCGAUGAUCCAAAGGCUUUUAGCUACUCAAGCACGCUUGAAGAGGUGAUGUAUGAGAUACUCGUCAGACACGCCAAAGGGAUUAAGUACAGAGAGGCUAAUGCGGGGCCAAACUUGGAUAGGGUCAUGAAGGAUGAAGGUUUCAAUGUCGAAGUUCAUGUCGAUUGGUCCACCGGAUUGAUUCACGGAGGUUCGCAAUUCAAUUGCGGUACUUGGAUGGAUAAAAUGGGUGAAAGUGAAAAAGCAGGUUCUGUGGGUGUUCCUGGUACCCCAAGAGACGGCGCUGCCGUUGAAAUCAAUGGGCUAUUGAAAAGUGCUCUGAGAUUUGUCAACGAGCUUAAUGAAAAUGGGAAGUUCAAGUUCACUAAAGUUGAGAAAGAAGAUGGUACAGAGAUAAGUUUAAAGGAGUGGGAAAAGUUACUAUUGAACAAUUUUGAGAAGAAAUUCUACGUGCCAGAAGAUCCUGCUGAUGAUUGCAAGUACGACAUCGACAGCAAAAUUGUCAACCGAAGAGGUAUAUACAAGGAUUUGUACCGGUCCGGAAAACCCUAUGAGGAUUAUCAACUAAGACCCAAUUUUGCCAUUGCCAUGGCAGUAGCACCUGAACUCUUCACGCCGAAGCUAGCUGUCCACGCCAUUAACGAAGCAGAUAAGAUACUGAGAGGACCCGUCGGUAUGCGCACUUUGGAUCCAAGUGACUACAACUACCGCCCUUACUACAACAACGGCGAGGACUCCGAGGACUUUGCCACAUCUAAGGGAAGAAAUUAUCACCAAGGCCCCGAAUGGGUAUGGCUUUACGGCUAUUUUCUCAGGUCAUUCCAUCGUUUCAAUUUCCUCACAGAUCCAAGAGCCCAGAACGACGCAAAAACUGCACCAUCGUCCUACCUAUACCAGCAACUCUUCUCACGAAUGGUUAAGCACACUGAGUGGAUUGCCGAGAGUCCCUGGGCUGGUAUAACAGAGCUCACGAACAAAGAUGGCCAGUUGUGUAACGACUCGAGCCCAACCCAAGCCUGGAGUACAGGUUGUCUACUGGACCUAUUCUACGACCUCUGGAGCAAGUACGAGGAUUCAAGUGACCACUAA